GUGUCGGACUUCGGACUGAUAAACAAACAUCUAAUUGACUACAAUACUAUCUUUGCUAGUGUUUAGCUCUUAUAUUAUUUUUCAGUAAAUUAGUGAAUUUGUAAUUUAUGAUAUAGGCCUAAGCAAGUUUUUAUAUACUAAAAUGGGCCUACACGAUGCGGCAAAUAUUUUAUUGACUGCUCCUUUGGAAGUACUAAAAAUCACGACCCAAACAGUUGGUGGAGUUGUAUCCCAAGUGGCAACUGCUGUAACACCCAAAGCUCCACCCCCAACCAAGAUUGUGAUGGAGCCAUUACCCCUGUGGCAGCUAGCCAGUUCCGGAGGCUACUAUGUCAGACUUGCCGGAGUACUUGGAGCAUCUGCUGUGGCUCUGGGGGCCUACGGAGCUCAUUCAACAUUUCCAAAAGAUGACAAGAUUGAGCUGAAGGAAGUGUUUGAAAGAGCCAAUAAGUACCACUUCAUACAUUCAUUGGCAAUGCUGGGAGUACCCUUUUGUCGGUGGCCGAAAACGAGCGGAACCUUUUUCAUGCUCGGCAUUGCCAUGUUCUCUGGAACGUGCUACUACCUGGCGUUGACGGGAGACCGAAGUUUCAACAAGAUUACUCCGGUCGGGGGCAUCUGCUUUAUUCUCGGAUGGCUGUCACUCGCACUCUAGGCUGAUGUUUAUUCACUUCAGCUCUCUCCAAUUAAUGACUUCAACUUCCUUUUGUAUCUUGCAUAGAGUGAUAUUAGGGAACAAUGAAAUAUACGAUGGAUCUUCUUAAAAGUUCUUGCUUCUGGGUUAUUUCAAAGAAUUUAAUCAUAAUAUUUUUGUAUUUUAUCUUGGUAUUUUAGUUUAUCAAGCCCAGUAGCAUUUUAAUGUUUUUUGUUAGUUAAUGGUUCAAACCUUGGUCUUGUCCCAAUGAGAAAUGGUACAUCUGGCAGCCUAUUAACAAUCUCGCUUGUAUUCAAACUGGCAACCUUUAGAAUUGAAGCCAAGCUCCAUAGAAACUCAGCUACCCAGACACUUAAUUUUUACAUAAAAUCUUAUUAAAAAAAGUUAUAUUUCAAGCGAGAUUGUUUCUGGACUCAUAUCAAUCAUUUUCAUAUCUCCUUGAAUUUAUUUUACCCCCAAUCACAAGUUAUUGCAAACCUCGAUGAGGAGUCAAACUUGAUAACAAGUCUUAUUCAAUAAGUUAUCAAGGUUCUACUGCUGUCUAAAUGUGGACGAUAGAUAGUAGCAAGAGUAAGGUUUGGACACUUAACUUUCAAAAACCAUAAAGAAUGCCUAAGGCGUAUACACAAAAAAUAAAAUGUCAUCUGCAACCCAUUUGGGUAAUUCUAAAAAAGAAUAAAGAAUUAAAUUUAAAUUUACAUUCAAGCCGUUUGAAUACUUUUUUAUUCCUGUUACUAGUUAUAAUGAGUAAGAUGAAGUCUUGGAUGAAAAGAAAAACGUGUAAAGAGCUGGAAUUUUUGUAGGUACAAAACUUAUACUUUAAGUGAAAUGAAUGUGGAUUUUUGUUUUGAACCAUAAGAAAUAGUUUUUAGGCUUUAGGUUAUUUUCACCCUUUAACCGCAUGCUUUAUUAGUUUACUUUGAGGAAUUGCAAAUCUUUUGAAGCUCAAUUAUUUUUUUGAUGUAUGUGAUGAAAAGGUUUUUUUUACCUUUAAUUGUUUAUAUUUUAGUGAUGCAACUCAGUGUUACCUUUUUUGCACUCCCUGUAAGAUUUGUUUUUAUCAGUAUCAAAAGUUAUUGAGGUUUGUUAAAGGUUAAACCUCUUAGUUGUAGAUGUUGAGGAUAACAGUUCAGAAUUAUGAUUAUUGUGAUGUGUAAAUAAAUAGAUGUUAUUAUUUGUC
This is a messenger RNA of Macrosteles quadrilineatus (aster leafhopper), 1835 nucleotides long. RefSeq names its product transmembrane protein 256 homolog. NCBI's taxonomy places the organism in Eukaryota, Metazoa, Arthropoda, Insecta, Hemiptera, Cicadellidae. The transcript has 4 exons. The record is from RefSeq and is a predicted model, not a curated record. The coding region runs from base 143 to 655 and encodes 170 amino acids.